Molecule: messenger RNA, 762 nt
Organism: Theileria orientalis strain Shintoku
Lineage: Eukaryota; Apicomplexa; Aconoidasida; Piroplasmida; Theileriidae
Exons: 4
Coding region: 1-762 (253 amino acids)
Source: RefSeq, a predicted model, not a curated record
AUGAGCACUUCUACAUCCUCAGCUGCUUAUUUUUGCAAAACAACAGAGGUGGAAGAUUUUUUAAAAGAGUACCUAAGGUUCAGAAGGAAGGUUCUGAGCCUGCCUGAGCCUGAGGAAGAGGAGGAAGAACACACACAGAACGGCAAAAAUCCAUAUCGCAGGGCCAGGUUCAGCGAGGCGUCCACAGCGUCGGAAGACGCUAAACCGGAGGACCUGACCGACCCGCCAGACCUCGAGGACAACCUUUUGAACGUGGCAGCCCAAAUGACUCUGGAGAACGACUUACACCUCGACGCCUUCAUAUCUCUGGUGGAUUCGUACGACCUCAUGGUCAGGGAGAACCCGGAAAUGGAGCACGUGGAGUUUAAGCUGGCCGACAUUCUGAAGAACGCAAAAAUAACACGGCGGAAGUUCCCCGUGAUCGAGGACCGAGUGGACAUCGAGUGGAGCAAGAAGCUGGCCCACGAGAUCAAGUACCAGCGCCAGACUCGUGACAUCCGGGAGCUGUUUACGUCGCAGCAGACCAAGGUCUUCGAGUUCAGGCCGCCCAUAGUUUCAGGACUGAACAUCAUCUUCGGAGUGGCCCUGACGUUCGUCGGAGCCUACUCGAUCUCCGGCGCCCUGGGAGUGAAGGACCCUUUCCACGUAAGUCGUCUCAGUUUAACUCGUUCAGAGGACGCUCAUCGGCAUCGCAUUCUCCUUCGUUGCGCUGAUCGUGGACACAGUGCUGUACCUGCUGAGACCGAAUGUCUAAGCUGCUAA